Pseudozyma flocculosa PF-1 is the source of this 879-nucleotide messenger RNA. RefSeq lists its product as uncharacterized. Lineage: Eukaryota; Fungi; Basidiomycota; Ustilaginomycetes; Ustilaginales; Ustilaginaceae. Gene Ontology annotation, molecular function: NADH dehydrogenase (ubiquinone) activity. The transcript has 6 exons. The record is from RefSeq and is a predicted model, not a curated record. The coding region runs from base 1 to 879 and encodes 292 amino acids.
AUGGCAGCCGCUAGAUCAUCCCUGAGCGCACUCUCGCUCGCCUCGCGCGCCGCCCUCCGCCCCGCAUCGGCCUCAACCGCCACCCGCUCCGCCACCAUCGCCGCUUCCAGGUCCUUUACCGCUUCCGCCACCUCCCGCGUCGCUCUUCAGGGCGACGGAAAGGGCGACAGGGUCGUCGGUGCUUCGCCCUUUACCGAGCCCGCCGGCUUCAACGAGGCCGAAAAGUACCGCCAGAUCCAGGGUCCCCUCCACGACUUUGGCAGCUACAUCACUUCUUGCCUUCCCAAGUUCAUCCAGCAGUUCUCAGUCGUCAAGGACGAGCUCACCCUCUAUGUGGCCCCCUCGAGCAUCCUGCCCACCCUCACCUUUCUGCGCGACCACACCCAGACCCAGUUCCGCCAGUGCAUCGACAUCUCGGGCGCAGACUACCCCACCCGCUCCCAGCGCUUUGAGAUCGUCUACCACCUCACCUCGCUCCAGUGGAACGCUCGCAUUCGCGUAAAGACCUACGCCGACGAGGUCCACCCCGUCCCCAGCGCCACUGGCCUCUUCCGCAGCGCAGACUGGUACGAGCGAGAGAUUUGGGACAUGUUUGGCGUCUUCUUUGUCGGCCACCCAGACCUGCGACGCAUCCUCACCGACUACGGCUUCGAGGGCCACCCUCUGCGCAAGGACUUCCCGCUGACGGGCUACACGGAAGUGCGCUACGACGAGGAAAAGAAGCGCGUCGUCUCGGAACCGCUGCAGCUCACCCAGGCCUUCCGCAACUUUGAGGCAAACUCGCCAUGGGAGCAGGUGGGCGAGGGCCAGUCGUACAGGCCCAACGAGUUUAAGCUCACACCCCCUCAGCCCAAGGAGGAGGGCGACAAGAAGAAGUAG